AUGCUAAACCCAUCUCAGCAAACAUUAAUUCUAACUUUAAACCAAAAUAGAUUAUUGAAUCAACCACCAAACUCACCAUGCUCAUCACCAAUAUCCUUUGAAAAUUUACUUUUAUCCAGUCCUCAAAACCUACAAGAGUCCUCAUCACCUGUAUUACCCCAUAGCUCUUCUCCACCAUCCAAUAACCUAAACCCUUCAUUUUAUUCAAAUAUUAGUAAUGAUUUUGAAAAUAAUGCUAGUAGUUCUCAUUUUUAUAGUGGUAGUAAUUCAAAUUUUAACAAAAGAUUUAUAAACUAUAAUAACAAUCAAGGUAUAAAUAAUAACUUUUUCAAUAACUAUGAUAACAUUAAUAACUAUAAUAAUAUUAAUUAUAAUAAUAACUUUUUAUCAACUAAUAUUUCCCCUAACAAUGAUUUUAAUAUCUCAAAUAAUAUUAUUUCUCCAACCAUCAAUAAUUCCAAUACUGCUAACUAUAUUAACAACAAUAUCAACAAUAUUUCAUCAUCUAAUAACAAUAACAUUACAUUUUAUUUUAAUAAUAAUAAUAACUUUGAUUCAAAUUUUUAUCCCCAGAAUCACCAUCAACCACAUUUAUCACCUCAACCCCACUAUAAUCCCACUACCUCUUCCACCACCACCACUAAUACCACUACUACCACUACCACAAACACAAACACAACAUCUCCUUCUAUAAAUACAUCUCCAUCCUCCACUUUACCCACUGAAUUUAGUUUUAGACCAUUAAAACAAAAAAAAAAUCAAGAAUAUAAAGAUAAUUAA
Messenger RNA from Dictyostelium purpureum, 780 nucleotides. RefSeq lists its product as uncharacterized. The record is from RefSeq and is a predicted model, not a curated record. Lineage: Eukaryota; Evosea; Eumycetozoa; Dictyosteliales; Dictyosteliaceae. The transcript has a single exon. The coding region runs from base 1 to 780 and encodes 259 amino acids.